GUAUGCCGGAGCAACUCCAUUGAACAGAACAGGCAAAGUUAGGUGCAUGUUGGAUGGAUGUGAUGACAUUUCUAGUCGCUUAUCAUUGAAUUUACUUUUAUAUUAUUCAUAUAUUAUAUUUUGGAUACAAUAACAGAAAACAUGUUCUAGCGCAACUUGGAUAAAUGUGACGAAGGUCACACGAUGCUAGCGUGACAUUGACAGCCGGAAUAGGGUAAUUAGCAUUAGCAUAAGUAUUACAAGAACGCUUAGCUAUGCUCCUUAGCUAGCAAGAGAAGGCGAAACAAUAUAGAAUAUUCUAGAAAGUUCCGUCAUGAUGUUGCACCUAUUCAGGGGGCUGCCCUUGUCUUCGUUCCGGGCACACCUGACACGACACCCCCAGGUGUGCUGCUCAACAGUUGGGAGGAGGGUGCAUAUUGUGUCCGUUCACAUCCGCUGUCAACGAGCUCCACACCCUGGAGCCUCUCACGGUGGACCUUCCCUCCCUCCACACGUCACUGCGGGGACGGUCCUGUCCAAAACGCCUAACCCAGUACACAGACCUCCAUGUAGGAGCCAGUUCCAUACCUCAUCCCCAGUGGGGGCCCUGCCUACUCCCGUUCUGUGGAUGGUGCUCAAGCCCAUACAGAAGCUUAUGGCCAUCAUACUGGGCAGGAGUGUAAGGAAGUGGUGGGUGGCGCUCCCCAACAACCGCCGCCAGUUCUUCCGCCAGUGGGCCUGGCAGCGGCGAUGGCGGCUGGCGUCAGCGGCUGGCGUGGUGGCAGUGAUCGUGGCCCUCCUCCUCCUGACCCACUUGGACGAGUCGCCGGUGACGGGACGCACGCGCCUGCUGGUGUUCAGCAGGGAGAACUACAUGGAGCUGGCGGCUGUUACCUCGGCAGCGGUGCGGGAUAUACACGUAAUGAGUACGAUGCAUGACACAUGGUGUUGUUUAUUGUUUGUUGUACAGUACAUGGAGGAGUUUGCUGAGCUGAUGCUUCCCGAGAGUGACGCCCGUCAUCAGGUGGUACAGCAGGUGGUCCAGCACCUUGCCCAGCGGAACAAGGACCUCGCAGAAAUGUCCGACGUCACAUGGAGCGUCCACGUGGUGCAGAGUCCCAACACCAACGCCUUUGUCCUUCCGAAUGGAAAAGUGUUCAUGUUCACUGGCAUGCUGGAAGCUGUGGCAGAUGUUCACCAGCUUACCAUCGUCUUAGGACACGAGAUGGCUCACGCCUUACUUGGACACGCUGCGGAACAGGCCAGCCUGACUCAUGUGGUGGACCUCCUGUCUGUGGUCCUGCUAACCGCCAUAUGGGCUGUGUGUCCUCGGGACAGCCUUGCACUGCUGGGUCAAUGGGCACAGGACAAACUCACACAGCUGAUGUUCAACCGUCCCUACAGCAGGAAGCUGGAGGCAGAGGCAGAUCAAGUUGGACUGCAGUUGGCCGCUAAGGCAUGUGCAGAUGUGCGUGCAGGGCCCGUCUUCUGGCAGCAGAUGGAGAUCCGGGACCAGCUGAGCGGAGAAGUCAGCCUGCCCCAGUGGUUGUCCACACAUCCGUCUCACAGGAACCGAGUGGCGCAACUGGACCGCCUCGUGCCGCAAGCUCUGGAGCUGAGGGAAAGCUGUGUGUGUCCCGCCCUGCCGUCCACCGACCCUCGCAUCGUCUUCUCCAAGAGUGUACGCGUGCUGCUGGAGGAUGCCAAGGUCCAGGAAAGAGCCGGUAUCCCGAUGAAGCCGUCACAAGGGCCCACCACAGGGGUGGCUGUGGCUCUGCUCGCCCAAACUCCACCACCUUCUUCAGCCCGUGAGCCGGCGUCGGAGGUCGUGGUGGAGGCUCCUCUCAAUGCUGGACAACUGACUCAAUGAGUGGAGACGGCUGUGGUGCUGCUCCCUAAAGACUUCUUUACUCUUCUUCUGCUGUCAGUGGGCAAACCCUCAGGAAAGAAUGCAGGAAAUUGGAGGAAAACCACAUAAAUCCAUGAUACAAUCAUUGCACUUGUACAGGGCUACUCAACGGGUGGCCUGGGAAUGGCAGCAGAGCAGCCGGCGAUUUCAGUUCAAAACUUGGCAGGGACGAGCAUAUUUUUUCUAAAAGCCACCAGAUCACUGUCUCAUAAAGGAUCUCUGGCUAGUGUUUUGGCAGUCUUGUUAUAUAGAGCAGGGUUUCUUACCAUAGGACUGCAUAUGCAAUCAAUUGAAGAAGGCACAUGUAGUUAAACUACAGCUUCCAACCACUUGGUGGCAGUAAUGCAUCAGUCAGUAGUUUGACAAGUUCUAACAAGCAGAAGAAGCCAGAUUCAAGUCUGUAGUGAACGUUUUGGAGAUGUAUUUAAACAUCAACCUACUUAACUACUAGCUGCAUCACAAACAGACGCAGCCAUUUUUAACUUCCCAGCCAGGAUGAGUUGGCUCCACUCCUCUGGCUCUCACCACCACAACGCCACCGGUAAGAUGUGUCAACUUUAUUUAUCCCACACUGGGGAACUCCACUGGUGGCAUCGCAAUCAUUCAUCAGCUUGUGGGAGGAGCGAUUGCCGUCUUUAAUUGAUGAGCUAGCAAAACAAAUAUGUGAAACAUGAGAUCUCACUCGGUGUACAGCCUUCAGGGCUCUGAGUGUACUGAUGUAUUAUUUCAUUUGCAAUAUGUCUCUUUGUUGCUCCAGUAAUACAAUUGGAGAUUGUGUAUCGUAGUAAUACUGCAAAAUUCUAGUCUGUUCUAGAAGAUUUUACUUUCUUUAUUAUUAUUUUUUUUUUGGCAAGCUUAACCAACGUCGGCUUGAUUUGGCUCCACCCCCACUAAUCCUGAAUCCUGAUUCCAAUUGAGUGAAAAGGUUCAUGUCAUUGCUUUGAUCACCUUUUGAUUAGUUUGUUGGCGUAAUUACACAAAAACGACGCAACUUUCCGACUUGUGUGAAACUUUGUGGAGGCGUGUCGCAUGUUCCAAACAAGAGCCCGUUGCCUUUUGGUAAGGGUACGACCAAAGGUGCAGAUAUGACAAUCUGUUGACAAAUUCUGAUCGUUACAGUUAAUUUGCAUUGGGGCCAAGAGGUGCAGUGACCAUGGAGCAAUGAUGAAAAACAGCAUUCAAAUUAACAAAGCAACAGGUUCACUGUAAGAAAAAAUGAUAUGGGGCUUGUGUGAGAUGACCUCGCAAUCUGAUGCAUUUGCAGCACUUCUACAAGGAAAAUGCUAAGCGGAUUUUAUAUUUUACUUGAAAAUUGCAGUUUAUAGGUCAGAAUUUUUUGAUUUAAAUAAAUUAUUUUUAUCAUGUUUUAAUUUUUUUUAACAUGAUAAAACCAGCGUUAUUUUCUUUCAGAAUGAGCCUCCAUGAUCUUCACAGUUUGGCAUGGACACUACCAUCAAUAGCUGAACAAUGAUGCAACAGGCGGCAUAAAGAGAUUGUAGCUUGAGAGGCCAGAGAGACAAAUUGGAAGGAUUGACAAGGCAGCCGAAAGAGAGCUUGUGUCCUUUUUGUGGGCUGCUGUCAUUUACAUUUACAUUUAAAUCAAACAUUUGACAAAGAUGUGCAACUUCCCCUCAAGAAAGAGCCUGAGCUCCUUCUUCUCA
Dunckerocampus dactyliophorus (ringed pipefish) is the source of this 3549-nucleotide messenger RNA. It is a transcript of the gene oma1, whose product is annotated as OMA1 zinc metallopeptidase. Gene Ontology annotation, biological process: mitochondrial protein processing; protein quality control for misfolded or incompletely synthesized proteins. Gene Ontology annotation, molecular function: metalloendopeptidase activity. Bases 314 to 1849 code for a protein of 511 amino acids. NCBI's taxonomy places the organism in Eukaryota, Metazoa, Chordata, Actinopteri, Syngnathiformes, Syngnathidae. The record is from RefSeq and is a predicted model, not a curated record. The transcript is spliced from 7 exons. Gene Ontology annotation, cellular component: mitochondrial inner membrane.